Messenger RNA from Maylandia zebra (zebra mbuna), 1450 nucleotides. Its product is annotated as proteasomal ubiquitin receptor ADRM1-B. NCBI's taxonomy places the organism in Eukaryota, Metazoa, Chordata, Actinopteri, Cichliformes, Cichlidae. The record is from RefSeq and is a predicted model, not a curated record. Gene Ontology annotation, cellular component: proteasome regulatory particle, lid subcomplex; nucleus; cytoplasm. Gene Ontology annotation, molecular function: endopeptidase activator activity; proteasome binding.
UUCUGUACAGUGGGUUUAACCGGAAGUCUAGUCCCUCCGCAGAUCAUCUUUGACGUUGAGCGACGCGAAGAAGCAGAAAAACUUAUUCUGCGGGCACAACUUCAGGCUUUGUGAACAAAAACUUUCAAAGAUGUCUUCGGGCGCUCUCUUCCCCAGCAUGGUCAGCGGCUCCAGAGCAAGCUCCAGCAAGUACCUGGUGGAGUUUCGAGCAGGUAAAAUGAACCUGAAGGGCAACACGGUGACCCCGGACAAACGGAAAGGGCUGGUCUACAUCCAGCAGUCCGAUGACUCUCUGAUCCACUUCUGCUGGAAGGACCGGACCGCGGGGAACGUAGAUGAUGACCUGAUCAUCUUCCCUGACGACUGUGAGUUUAAAAGGGUGACACAGUGCACCACCGGACGUGUCUACGUCCUGAAAUUCAAGGCCGGGUCCAAGCGGCUCUUCUUCUGGAUGCAGGAGCCAAAGACUGACAAAGAUGACGAGUACUGCCGGAAGGUCAACGAGUACCUGAACAACCCUCCCAUCCCCGGAGCAUCCGGCAGCGGCGGCGGUGGCCACGAGUUGUCAGCGCUGGGAGGAGAGGGCGGCCUGCAGAACCUGCUGGGAAACAUGAGCCACAACCAGCUGAUGCAGCUGAUGGGACCCACGGGGCUCGGAGGUCUCGGAGGCCUGGGAGCUCUAGCUGGACCGGGACUCGCCAACCUGCUGGGGGGCGGAGGACCUGUGACCAGCAGCUCCUCAUCCAGUUCUCGAAGCCAAUCAGCUGCAGUGACUCCUUCACCAGGCGGAGGUCCCAGAAUGAGCUCCUCCCAGGCGCCCGCUGCCCCUGCCGCUGUUCCCGUCACCUCGGCUCCCUCCUCCACCGCUGCCACGCCCUCCACACCAGCCCCGGCUCAGACUCCCGUGGCCCCGGCCUCCACUGGAAGCCCCGCCCCUCACCAGCCCAUCCAGCUCAGCGAUCUUCAGAGCAUCCUGGCCACCAUGAAUGUGCCGGCAGCAGGGGCUCAGGGCUCAGCAGUGGACCUGGCGAGCGUGUGCACCCCAGAGAUGAUGGCUCCCAUUCUGAGCAACGCCGAGGUCCAGCAGAGGCUCCUCCCCUUUCUCCCCAGUGGGGAGAGUCUGCCGCAGAGCGCCGAGGAGAUCCAGAACACCCUGAACUCUCCUCAGUUCCAGCAGUCCAUGAGCAUGUUCAGCAGUGCAUUGGCCUCCGGGCAGCUCGGCCCCCUCAUGAGUCAGUUUGGACUGCCACCCGAUGCCGUGGACGCAGCCAACCGUGGAGAUGUGGAGGCGUUCGCUCGAGCCAUGCAGGGCAGCAGAGAAGAGUCGAAGGAGAAGAAGGACGAGGAGGACAUGAGUCUGGAUUAGUCUCUGUGACAUCAUCUGUUUCAUUCUUUUUCACUUUUUCUUCUAUCAAAGGUUUGACCCUUCCAUGACCUUUUUUUUCCUCUG